This is a messenger RNA of Procambarus clarkii (red swamp crayfish), 2182 nucleotides long. It is a transcript of the gene p47, whose product is annotated as NSFL1 cofactor p47. Lineage: Eukaryota; Metazoa; Arthropoda; Malacostraca; Decapoda; Cambaridae. Gene Ontology annotation, molecular function: ubiquitin binding. The record is from RefSeq and is a predicted model, not a curated record. Gene Ontology annotation, cellular component: cytosol; nucleus. Gene Ontology annotation, biological process: Golgi organization; membrane fusion; proteasome-mediated ubiquitin-dependent protein catabolic process.
AGUGGAGGUGAGGGUUGAGGCUGACAUGGCGUCAGUGGGGCGCCGCAAGCCACACCAUCAUCAUGGCAGACCGUGAGGCUCUCGUCGCACAAUUUACAGCUGUGUCUGGCGUGGAUAGUGAGCGGGCCAGGUUCUUCCUAGAGUCAGCAGCAUGGAAUCUGGAGUCUGCACUUAGCAGUUUUUACGAAGAGGGUGAUGAGGAGGCAGCCAGUGAAUCCUUAGGUGACCGUCCAGAAGCUGAGGGAGCACCCAGUGCACCGCAGAGGCCAUCAUCACAACCUACACCCCUCCAGAGAGCAGUGAUCAACAUGGAUCAUGACAGUGACAGCAGUGGCGAGGAAGAUGGCCAGGCAUUUUAUGCUGGUGGUUCAGAGCAUUCUGGCCAGCAGGUUCUGGGUCCACCCAAGAAGAAAUCUGAUGUUGUCGCCAAAUUAUUUAAAUCUGCAAAAGAACAUGGGGCAGAGGUUCUAGAAAGUGGACGGGAAGGGAAGAAACCCAAGAAAAUUACCUUUGGUGGUACUGGGUAUCGUCUGGGCGAAACUACUGAUGACACCCAGGUAAUACCAGACAGUUCAAAGAGAGAAGAUCGACCACGUGAUGUUACACUGAAGAUGUGGCGGACUGGUUUCACUGUGGAUGAUGGGCCUCUUCAAGCUUAUGAUGACCCAGCAAAUGCAGAGUUCUUGAAUUCCAUUAGGAGAAGUGAAGUGCCCCUAGAGCUGAUUCGAGAGGCAAGAGGUGGGGAGGUGUAUAUUAAUAUGGCUGACCACCGCCAUGAAGAUUAUGCUCCAUCUAAAUCAGCUCGGAAGGCAUUUACUGGUUCUGGACACACAUUAGGCAGCCCAGCACCCAUGGUGGUAGGCCAAGAAACCCAACCUACUGGAGCAGUUGGUGGAGCAAGCAAGACUACUGCUCUUGUAGGAGCCUCCUCACCUCUUAAGACAUUAGAGCACACUGCUCAAGAAAAUCUAAGGGUUAACAUGACAAAGCCCGUCACAAACAUUCAGAUUCGUUUACCGGAUGGUUCUCGUCUUGUGAUAAAAUUAAAUCACUCGCACACUGUAGGGGAUAUUCGGGAAUUUAUAGUGACUGCUCGGCCAGCCCUUGAAACGGCAGAGUUUGCUCUUAUGACCACUUUCCCAUAUGCAGAAUUGACGAAUGCCUCUCAAACUGUAGCAGAAGGAAAACUUUUAAAUUCUGCUAUAGUUGUAAAAACUAAAUAAUAACAGAGAUGGAUAGAUAGAUCAACCAGAAAUGUGCACUUCUAAAAUUACGAUGCUUUCAGAUGUGCUUAUUACAAUAUUUUCAUCCAAGGAAGAAUAUCUUGACAAAAAUAUUGACUAAUUAGUGAUAUAUUACUUAGUUAGGCUAAAAGCAAAUGCUUUGUAUAAUUUUUUCUAUAAAUAAUAAGGAUAUUGAUAUGCUAUGAAUUUGUAUACAGUAUAUGUUUGCUUGAUAAUUUAUAUUUUGUAUUCAGUAAUGAAGUAGCAAUAGUUUCAUCAGCAAUUGUUUUUUUUACCUUUAUAUAGUAGUGUUUCAUUUCUUAGAAUUGUCUUUAUUGAACGUUUUCUCCAUUUGUAAGCAUUAUUUGGCAGCCUCUACAUUUAACACUGUUUGCUACAGUUUGAAAUUACUGUAAGUGGAAUUUUUUAAUAGUAUGGAUUUUAUUAUAUUUAAAUGUAAAAUGAAAGGUUCUGAUAACCAAAUUUAUUUAGCAACACAUGGAAAUUAGAAACUGUUAAAUUUACAUUUUCUCUUGACUAAAAUAUCCCAGUUCUAGCCAAAUUGAACAGGCAUUAUUUUCCUUUAAAACAUCUGUAUAUUAGCAUAAUUCCACCUUCCAACUGUAUUGUUACCACUGUUGACUUCUAUAUUUAAGUCUAAUAAUUCACUUGAUUUGAUAAGGAAGCAAUAAUUCUGUGAUUAUAAUACACAGGAUUGAUAUUAACCAAAUAAAAAAAAAAUGCGUAAAUUUGCAAGUACAAUGCGUACACAAGAUUCUCCCAUUCCGUUGUAAUGAGUACAUUAUGUACACAAGAUUGUCCCAUUCCGUUGUAAUAAAUGUCUUCUUCACUAUUUGUGUUGUGUGUUCAUCAUCUUGUUUAUUUACUCUUUAUAUUCUUAAUGUAUGUGCAUAUUUAAUAAAGAUAUUAGUUCCUAACUGGGUACAAAAAUCAACGAC